UACAAUUCCAAUGCUUAUUUGCAGAAACUCCAAAAACCCAGAGCCCAGAUGCGUUUUGCAGCAUUGAAGAGGUAAGAUUACAGAAGACCUGUCUCUAUAUUCUAUGUGGAUCUUUUUCAUUGAUAAAAACCCAAGUUCAGUUCUUGCAUUUCUUAUAUGAAUCCUGCUCACCACCUCUCAAACCUACUAUUAAUUUUCAUAGUAUUUCUGGGUUUUGAAGGGAAAAUAAGAUGAAAUGGUGGAGUUGUAUCUCUUCCAAUAUCCCUCACUGAGACCAGUCAGACCCAUCAAGAUUCAACCUGAAGAAAUUAAUUUGCUCUGUUUUACACAUCCAAUCAAAUGCCAGUCGAAGAGGUGCACUUAUUCAUCCAUAACCAAGUUACCAACCCAUGUAAAAUUCUCACAAACUCUUACCAAGUUCCAGUCUAUGCCCAUGAAUUCCCAACAGAGGAUCACCCAAUUCUCCCCUGCAACCUUACAAGUUCUUGCACAAAUCUUAAAACAUGGUCCCUUACCUGAUGUAGUCAUAUACACAACCUUUAUUAAAUUCCUUGGAGAUUCUGGCCAUGCCACUGAAGCCUUUGAACUCUUUGCCCUUAUGAAAGAAACACAUAACCCUGAUGUAGUUUCCUUCACAGUCCUUAUCCGAAUACUCUGCGACUCCAAGAUGGUUGAGCAAGCUCUUGAUCUCCUUCAUGAAAUGCCAAAAUACAAUUGCAGACCAGAUGCAUUUUGCUACAACACCUUAAUUGACAAGGUUGGGGAAGCUGGUCUUCAAGAACAAGUUCAAGAACUUUUGUCAAAGAUGCAGUCUGAUGGCAUCAAUCCGGAUGUUGUGACGUAUAGUACACUUGUUAAAUCACUAUGUGUUACCAACAAGAUGGAAGAAGCCAUUUCUAUGUUAAGAUGGAUGGAGAAGGGGAGAAUUAACAAGCCAAAUACUUAUGCAUACAACACAAUUAUGAAAGCCUAUUUGGAUCAUGGGCAGAUAAGAGAAGCUCUAGGAGUCAUGGGGAGGAUGGUGAUUCAAGGAUGCAACAUGGAUUUAUGCAGUUUUAACUUGUUUAUCAAAUAUUAUAGUGAUUUAGGUGAGGGUACAGAGGCUUAUAUGUUCUUGAGAAGGAUGAUUUCUGAGGGAGUUAAGGUUAAUGCAACCAGUUACUGUAUAUGCAUAAAUGGACUUAUCAAGCAGGGUAAGGUUGCGGAAGUGAUUGAGUUGAUAGAGAGGAUCAAACAGUCAUGUGUUACAAUUAGCAUUUUUACUUGGAAUAAGCUGAUAAUGUGGUUAGGGGCAAUGGGUAGAAUGGAUGAAGCUUAUGAAGUCUUCUUGGGGCUAGAAGACCCAAAUGAAAUUACCAUGAAUACUGUAGUUCACAUGCUUUAUAAGCAUGGAAGAGGUGACAAAGCUUGGGAAGUUUUCAAUAUGAUGAAAGAGAGGAAAAUUGAAGCUUCAGUUGUGACUUACAACAUAUUGGUCCAUUGGCUUGGGAGGGAGUACAGGAUCUCUGAGGCAUUUGAGAUAGUGAAUCAGAUGGAAUCUGAGCACCAAUUGUUGCCUGACAUAAUCACAUACAAUUGCCUUUUGGGUGGGCUGUGUAAUGCAGGUCAAGUUGAUGAAGCUUGUAGGCUUGUCUUGGCAAUGUCUGAGAAAGGGUACCAACCUGAUUUGAUUAGUUAUAAUACACUGAUUAAUGGUAUGAUUAGUGUUGGUAGAAUGGAUGAUGCGUCGAAAUUGUUUGAACAAAUGAGCAUGAGACUCUCUGCUCAUUCAGUUCCUUUAGAGAGACUGGUUAUGGACAUCUUGAGAGGAAACUAGUUACAUUUGAUCCAUUC
Molecule: messenger RNA, 1833 nt
Organism: Telopea speciosissima
Lineage: Eukaryota; Viridiplantae; Streptophyta; Magnoliopsida; Proteales; Proteaceae
Product: pentatricopeptide repeat-containing protein At1g09900-like
Exons: 2
Coding region: 236-1816 (526 amino acids)
Molecular function (GO): protein binding
Source: RefSeq, a predicted model, not a curated record